AAAGCAAAUUUUAGCCUAUAAUGAAUGAUGCCUGAAAUCUGUCAGAAGCCUGUCUGUUUACAAAUAUCUGUGUUAUAAGAUAGAGUCCAGCCAGUGAUUGACACUACAUAAUGAAAAGAGGUUACUGGGCUUAUGUCUUUAUUGGGGAAUCCAUGAGUCAAAGUGUGAAAGAUGGAAGACGCUAAUGCACUUUUGUGGUUGUUGCUGUGGGAUGGGGCUGAGUCCUUUGAAGGAGUGCCAGAAGUCCUAGCGCCCGGGAUCAGAAAUCUUUCUUAGUUGGAUGAGCCUAAAGUACAGUAUAUAAGUUAGUAUUCCAAUAUCCUUUUCAAGCGUGGCCAUGAUGAAACUUUAUUUUUUUUUAGCUUUUCAAGUUUUUGUAAUAAACCGAUACUUUCUGUUAUGGCAAGCGUUGUUUCAGAGUGUGUUGAACUAGUCUGCACAAAUAAUUUCCACUAAUCCUGAAUAACUGUCAGCCUUGUGAUUUUAUCUUUACAUACUAUGAGCUGCUUAGUCAGUGUUUGUUCACUGAUUAACUAAUGACGAUUCAAAGUUAAACUUGAUUUGUUGGCAUGUGUUAAAAGGGACUGAACUAGAAAAUCUAACAUAGCUGGUGGAAUACGGAACUUCUUCCUUGUGAAUUACACAUGAAAUAUCCAGGCCAGAACUAUGAUAGCAGUUGGACUUGGCAUUGCAACUGUUGCAUUUGCAGGUCGUUAUGCUUUCCACCUGUGGAAACCAUUGGAGCAGGCAAUUACAGAGACAGCAAAGAGGAUUUCAACUUCUAGUCUUUCAUUGUACUAUAAAGGAGGAUUUGAGCAGAAAAUGAGUAGGCGAGAAGCCAGUCUUAUUUUAGGUGUAAGUCCAUCUGCUGGCAAGGCCAAAAUCAGAACAGCCCAUAGAAAAAUCAUGAUUUUGAAUCAUCCUGAUAAAGGUGGUUCACCAUACUUAGCAACAAAAAUAAAUGAAGCAAAAGACGUGUUGGAAUCCACGACCAAAAGUUGAAAUCCGAAGCCUUCAGUCAAAAGAGAUUCAGCAGAUAUAUUGGGCAACGGCUUUCAUAUCUACUUCUACAUUAAUUGUUCCUAUUUAUUGUCCUAAGUAAAAGUUUUAAGAUUAUUUAAAAGCAUUCUGAAAUCUUUUACAGUUAUGUAAAUUUAUAUACAGUUAUGCUCCUGCAAGAAGCACGGUGUUGGACGCUGUGAUCCUUACAGGUCCCUUCUAACUUGAGAUAUUCUAUGACUCUGUGUGUCAGCUUUGGUGUAUUUUUACUGAAUUACAAUCCAUUACAAGCUUUGAAAAUGUUCUCCUGCUGUCUGUGUUUUUCCCCAGAAGUAGUUGCUUCCUUCGUUAAACUUCUGGAGCUUUUUCAAAUUUAAAAAAUGGUCUUAAAUGCCAGAAAAUCCGUGACAAUGUAUUAAGUCACAGGAAUAUGGCAGAUCCCGUACAGGAAGUUUCCAGCGUCAUCUUGCACUUGAAUCUGUUCAUUUGUGCAGUAGUAGGGUUUUGUUCAUGAGGGCAGUUUGAGAGGAGCAACUCAGAACAAAAUAACUAAUAGAACUACAGACCACAGUUUCCAUGAGCUGUAUCUGUAAGGCGUGGAGAUACGAAGGAAGAGUCUUGGUUUUGGUUAGUUCUUUUGCAUAAUAAAAAAUCUCUGUAAUUGCCAAAUAAUUAUUUGGACAUGCUUUUACUUCACGUCUUAGAGUGUGUUCACUUUGUAGCAGUUGUGGUGGUGUUUUCAUGGCAGUGGCAGGGAAGAGGUAGGUCCGCUUGGCGUGGAUAGAUUAUAUAGGCUGCAGUUGUCCUAGGUCAGUCCAGCCACAUCAACUUGAUGUAGGACUGAUACAGCAAGGAACGAACCGUGGCUUUGCUUAUGCCUCUGGAUGGACUUACUGGGUUAGUUCUCCAGUAAUUACCACGCUUCUGCAUUAUGCUUGGUUUCCCUACGUGUUAUAUACACACCUCCUUAGGUAGCACUCUAGCAGCCUAGUGCUGUCUUUGGGGAAUAGUAAAGCUAUGGAUCUCUGACUCAAAAGAGAACACUUUAUAAUUGACAGCUUAGAAUAGGUGCUUUUUGGGGCACCUGGCUACUGCAAAUUCCUACCUGUAAGUUGACUGCAGAUUAAUUAAUUCUCUUACAAGAAGGAUAAUGAAAUGAGACAGCCUAGUGGAUACAUUGCAAGACUGAAAAACCUCCUGGUAUCCAUUCAAACUCAUAUCAUUUGAGGUACAACCAACAACUCGCUGGUGCUACAAAUGUAAAAUUUAGUUAUGCUAUUUUCUAGGUUAUUUAGCCAGAGGACAGUGGCUAAGAGCAGUUAAAUAAUUAAUCCAAGUUCACAUUAUCCACCAGAACAUAGGUGUCCAGAUUACAUGUAUUUUCCCUUGAAAAGAAGAAAUAAUUUUAUUUAAUUUUUUUAUCAGGCUCCUCCUACUUUGUCACAAUUCCCCUUUCGAUAAAAGUAUGUGGAAAAAGAGCCUAAAUUGACCCUGAAAGAGCAUAUUGACUUUAGGUAAUUUAGAGAUUUCUUGACAAUUAGAGUGGUGGGACAUAUGACACAACUGGACUGGAUAGUGAACUUUAUUCCUCUGCAGUAGUCUUAGCUGAUUUUUGUAUAAGCAGUAGACACCAAUUAAUGCACAUUUGAAGUUAGUUAUUCCUUUAGCUGGUUUAUCAGUAUGUCUUAGCAAAAAAGAAAAAUUCAUUAAAGAUUUCAUUUUUGGAAGAGAGAAGUGAGAUGAUGGGGUUGUACCUCAUUUUCUUAAACAAUGUCUGAUAAGUGAUCUGAGUCAUUGUUCGAAAGUGAAGCUGAUGUGUACGGUAGAUAGCAAAAGCAUUUUCUGCAGUGAUUUUGAACUAUCUGGUUUUGUCAUAUGAUUGCCGUUCUCUUUCUGAGUGAAAUGAUGUAUAAAGAGCUAUUCUAAAGUAUCAGUUGAAACAAUUGCAUUGAAGAUCACUACUUGUUCUGUUCUUAAAAAUUAACUUCCCAUGUCUUCACAAGAAGUAUGGCGUUUAUUUUUGUGAGAUUAUGGUGUUGAUAAUAUUCUACCUGAUCUAUUUAUAUCUGAUUAUUUUGGAUAAAACACUUUUUAUUUUUUUUCUGGCUUUUAGUAUGAGAGAGAUUGUCUUUCUUGAUAGAAAGAAAUAAAACCAAGUUCCAGUCUGCUUUCUCCCUCUUUUCAGAACAGACUACUGACCAAAUACUGAACAAAUUUGACAAAUUAACAAAUUAGAAAAUUCAACAAAUAGAAUGUGGCCAGUCAUAUCUCUGGAAAAUGCUGUAAAAUGAGUGAAGCUCAUGAAUGAAAGCAUUAUUGUUGUAUGUUUGGUGCCAUAACAUCACACAUAUAAUAGCAUGAGUACAUAUCCGUGGAAGCAACUAAUUUUUAUUGUCUCUUCACUAGUGAAGCUUGCUUUACCUUCUAAUUUAUGUUUGGAAGGAUGAAGAUAGGUCAGUGAAAGGAAGAAUGUAGUCAAGCAAAUCGUGUAAAUACAGCUCCAUUUGUUGUUGCUGAUAGUCAGGGUUGCAGGGUAAGCGAUGUCUUUGGAGACUGCCUUGCAGAAGAGCACCUAGUUUUGUGCUAACUGGACUAGGAAGAACAGGAUACUGCUUUUUUAAUAGCAUAGCCUGUUAAUUUAACCUUAGAAAUAUUCAGUCUCUUGAGACUUUCUCCUUUACUUGUCAGAUGCAGAAGAUUUUUUUUGUAUAAGAAAAUUGCACAGAGGUUGAUUUCUUCUGGUGCAGUUUCUGUCCAUCCAUAACAGAAGCAACAAGCAAUCUCAUUUGUGUGUGUGCUUUAAUGUUUGGAAAGUGUUCAUCUGUAACUUAUUGGCUCAGAAAUUCCCAGUAGUUUUCUACCUGCAUGAUAACCAGUCCCAGGUAUCCUCUAUAACUUCAGAAGUCAGGGAGGACUGAGGGCAUUCAUUUGACAUUGCUGUGGAUGAUUCCCUGUUUACUUAAUGAGGCAUGGCUUGCAUGUCCGCUGAGUCUUUGCUCUUAGUCCGUGGGAUUUUUCUCUGAAACUUCAUUCUUUGCCCUUGCCACAACAGAAUUAGGUAUAGAUCCACAGAAAGAGUUCAUAAAAUCUUGUCAUCUGCCUGCAUGAGUGUAAGGUACAAUGCAUUUGUUGACCUAAAAUAGGAGUUGAGUAGAAUUAAGACACAUAAAUACAAGGUUACAUUUCACAAAAAGUUUUGCCUGAUCCCCUAUGUUAUUUGGAAGGUAAAAAUUUACUCUCCUGUGUGCUUAGAUUUCUGCUUCUGUAUAGGUGUAAAACUGCUUCCUUCUUGCCGGGUCUUUGUUUGGCUUAACACUUCUCGUCCUUAAAUCAUCAGAUUAGGUUUCUGGUGUCUUAAGUUCCCUGAAAAGCCUGAUCCAGUAGCUGUGGCUCUAGGGUGCUUCACCACCCUUGGUGUGAAGAGUCUUGUGUCUGUCCUGAUACUCAAAUGAGGCUUGUGAUUCGUCUGGGCUGAGGAGAUGAUGGCACUUGCCUCGCUUCUUGCUGAAGUUGUGCUUCACUGCAGAAUGGAAGGUUCACUAAGGACCAGACUAUUGAGUUUGGUACCCACUUCUGGGUCAAUUUAAAACAUGAAAUCGUGUCAAAACAACUUCAAGAAGUUCACCAUCAAAAGUAUUGCUAACUUCUUUAGGAGCAUCACAUUCCACCUGUUGGGUUUUUAAGACCCUAAAGGGCCUUUGCUUUAAUUCAUGCACUUCUAUGAGCUUCUUCUGUCUGUCUGUCCUUGAGCAGGAUGAUAGACUGGCACUAAAUGGCCAGCUACAGCUUCCAGAACUUUUUGGGUAAACAGUGAUAAAAUCAGCGUUUUCCUUGGGUCAUCAAUGACAGCUUUGGGCAGGUAGGUUGCUAAGGCAUAUUUGUGAAUUGGUAUUAUCAGUGAUUCCAACACAGUCUCAGGACUUUGGAGGUUUAUCAUUUCAAUGCUUACUCCCAAGAAAUAGAAUGCGCGUGUGUGUGUUUGUGUAUGUAUAAGGACACAGAGUUUAUACAGAUACAUGCUGAUUUUCUGGAUCCUGUGAGGAAUUUUGCAUCUGCACUGGUGUGUACUUUUAAAGUAACAUUUUUCUUUAAUUUUCUGAAUCAAAUUACUACAAAAUAUUUUCCUCUUUGUGGGUAUAUGCAGUUUUUGACAUACCUCUCGUUCUUUUAAAGACAGAAAAAAUAAUGCCAAAGUAAAUUACAGGUCUUGAUUUAAUUAUUGUUGCCUUAAUGGGAAACCAGUUAAAAAAGGGUGAACAACACACCACCCAAACAUCUCCAACUCUUUACUGAGUUUCUUUAUACCCAAUUUUGCUCUGGUGUGAUUACGUACAAAGUAGUUGUAAGUCUUAAAAAGAAAUAGUGGCACUGUACUGCUGCAGUCAUCAGACUGUGUUUGUACAAGGUAUGUUUUUUACAAGUCCACGUCCCCAACUUUUUUGUAAAUGAAAAGAAUAUAAGACUUUCUGGAAUAAAAAACAUGGUAGAGCAUUGUUGCCCAAAUAAAAUUUUCUGUUUGCAAAUGAUUAAGAUUUCUACUACAUUUAAAACAUGCUUUUUAAUUUUACUUUCUCCUGUCUAAGUUUAUUCAUUUGCUCAAGGCACUGAGUAGGAGGGAGGGAAUUUUAGAUCAUUAUUUGUUGUCUUCCUGUCGGUGAUCCAUGAACCAUGGGAUGAGCAACUCCUCUCAUGAAUCACUUGAAUUAUCAGUCUGGAUAGCAACACACCUACUUACUUUAAUGUUAGGAAAUCACCAGAUCUAUACUUAAAAUGAGAAAUAUAAUUUUGACAAUGGCAGCAUGAUCCAAUUAAUAUUCUUAAGAUUUUUCAAGAGUUAGUAAUGGUAAGCAGAAUAUUUGCUGUACAGCUUCAUGUGACAUUAGAGCACCCUUACUGUGCUACUACAGUUUCCAUAUUUAUAAACUAACUUAUUUAAGGAAAGGGUAAUUAAUCGGGGAUCUUUUUUUAAUGUAGUAGAUAUUGUUUCUAAUAAACUCUAGUUUUAAAUAGUGGCAAAGUUCUCCAAAAUGGCUGUAUGAAUUAAAGGCUACAUAAAGCGUAGUUCAGGAUGUAGUGGUUUCUUCUGACUCUUGGAAUUGAUUUGGGCAACUUGGGUGUUUCUUACAUCUGACAGGUGAGCAAACAGAUGUGUUGCAAAGAGCGGCAGAAAUACUGAACACUGCAGUGAAUACAAUAUAAUGAAAGAAACCUAAACAAAAUUCUAGUGGACAGCUCCAUGGAUAAAACAUUUUCCAGGUGACUGGGGGUUGUACUCUACCCAGAGGCUAUUCUGUCCUGGAGCCUCUCCUAUUUAAUAUUUUUGCUG
Messenger RNA from Cuculus canorus (common cuckoo), 6325 nucleotides. It is a transcript of the gene DNAJC15, whose product is annotated as DnaJ heat shock protein family (Hsp40) member C15. NCBI's taxonomy places the organism in Eukaryota, Metazoa, Chordata, Aves, Cuculiformes, Cuculidae. The record is from RefSeq and is a predicted model, not a curated record. Gene Ontology annotation, cellular component: PAM complex, Tim23 associated import motor. Gene Ontology annotation, biological process: protein import into mitochondrial matrix. Gene Ontology annotation, molecular function: ATPase activator activity. The transcript has 6 exons. Bases 667 to 1002 code for a protein of 111 amino acids.